This is a messenger RNA of Miscanthus lutarioriparius, 1503 nucleotides long. The record is from the annotation of a GenBank genome assembly. Lineage: Eukaryota; Viridiplantae; Streptophyta; Magnoliopsida; Poales; Poaceae.
AUGGACAGGUACAGGAUCGCGCCGGCGCGGCGGGUCUGCCUCUCCGCCGCCGGCGCCGCCGGGGUCCACCUCCGCCCGGCGGCGCCGCCGUCGGGGCGCCGGUCCAGCGGCGCCGAGAUCGGCAUCUUCACGGCCGAGCGCUACUUCAGCGCGGCCGACGUCGGCAGGCGCGACGCCGCCAUGAUCCCCGCCGCGCCCGCGCCCGCACUCCAUGAUCAUGAACACGAGCUGCCGCCGCGGCUGCCCGUCCCAGCGGUGGCGGACGUGGCCAGCCAGAGCGGCCGCACCGUCGCCUCGUCGGAGGCCAGCUGGAACAGCCGGUCAGGCCUGCUGUCAGCCGGGCACCUCGCCGCGGCCAGGCAGCAGCAGCAGACGGGGAGCAUUGGCGCCGGCGCCGGCGCCGGCGCCACGGCGGUAUAUGGCAGCGAUCAGGGUUACCGCGGCAGCAGGAGGACUGGUGGUGGUUCUGGCCAGCGCUGGACGCUGUUCGGCCGCGACUGCCCCUGCGCCGGCAGGAAGGCUGUCACCGUCGACGUCGUGUCCGAGCCGAGGAGCCCGGCGGCGACGGCGCACUUCCACGCCAAGUUCAGCCCGCAGUGUGCCGUAGAGGAGUGCCUGGAGAGCGCCAUCUUCAAGGUGAAACACCCGUCUCCUCCGAGAACCGCAACGACCGAGGAGGAGCCCACCAAGGUGAAGGUCACGGUAACGCCGGGGAGCCGCGCGUUCCCGCUCGCCGCCGACGUGCCGUUCACCGCUUUAAGCAAUCCCGACAUCGAUCGCCGCGUCCUGAGCUCCGGCGGGUUCACGUUCCCAGCGCUCGGCGCGGCCAGGGUCGUGAGCGGCGGCGGCGGCGGCAUCUUGGACGAGCCGCCGCGCGUGUCGCUGGAGGUGUUCCGCCCCAUUGACGAGGACUCGGUGAUGCUCGCAGACCCGCGCGCCCCGCCGGCGGUUGCGGCAUUGGUGGUGGACGAGGAGGUGAUGAGCAACGCGAGCUCGGACCUGUUCGACCUGGAGAGCUUCGUGGAGUCCUCCUCGUACCCGACCACGUACCAGGGGCGGGGAAGCCGGCGCAACUCGGGCGACGACGACCUGCCCUACGUCUCCGCGGCGGCCGCCGAGCCGGCGCUCAGCGAGUGCAUGUACCCGGCCAGCGAGGCGAGCGUGGUGUGGAGCGUGGCCACGGCCGAGGGUGGCGCGUUCGACGCGGCCAGCGUGGCCAACUUCUCCAGCGCCGCGUCCGCGUGCUGCGUCGACGACCUCCGCUACGUCGUCCCGGAGUCCCCCGAGGCCGGGUUCACCGCCGCCAUGUCCCGCAGCGCCCGCCGGAAGAAGAGCGGCGGGUUCCUCAGCAGCUGCCGGUGCGAGAAGGCGGUCAGCGUGGGGCCCACGCCGGUGCGGGUGGUCCGGCCGCCGGCUCACCCGGGCGCGGCCGCCAAGAGGUCCGGUGGCGGCGCGCCACGGUACCACCACCACGGCCGCGCUCACGUGCCGGUCCGGACGUGA